Molecule: messenger RNA, 1437 nt
Organism: Stomoxys calcitrans (stable fly)
Lineage: Eukaryota; Metazoa; Arthropoda; Insecta; Diptera; Muscidae
Gene: Gr93a
Product: gustatory receptor for bitter taste 93a
Exons: 3
Coding region: 1-1437 (478 amino acids)
Biological process (GO): sensory perception of taste
Cellular component (GO): dendrite; axon; neuronal cell body
Source: RefSeq, a predicted model, not a curated record
AUGGAAGACUUUGAAUCGGUCACCCUAGCCAAUCAACGCAAAGCACUGCAUCGUGAGCAAACUCGCACACGUCACAUUCUAUUGGGCAUCUAUAAUUAUGGCCGUUUCCUUGGAAUCAUAAAUGCCUAUUGGGAUAGGCAACAGGCCAGAGUGAUUCCGUUGAGCAAGUACUACAGAGCAGUCACAACGAUUUUCAAGUUGGCCAUUGUUAUCGGCUAUUGGGAUGUCAUACCGGAAUUGGUGCACAAUUUCAUCGCAAAACCCAAUAGCUUCGAACAACUAUUCUCGCUGGUUCAAGUCAUUUCAGUGGUGGUAUUCAGCGUGGGUUUGGUCAUUCUAAAGAUCCGUGAUGAUCCCAAGCUCAAUAAAAUGAUUAAUGACUUUGCCCAACUUAACAAGGAAGUUGCAGCUCUGGAUAGCAUUCCCUUUACGCUGACCCGAAGAUUUGUCGCUUUAUUCUCGCUCAAAACGGUAAUCACCCUGUUGGGCUAUGUGAACGAAAUGCCAAAUAUUUUGGAUGUGGAAGGCCUCAACAUCUACUCCCCGGUCAACAUUGCCAUUGGCAUAUACCUGUGGUUAGGUUCCAUGUAUGUUUUGGAUGGUUGCUAUAUGGGAUUCCUUUUGUUGUCCAUGAUGUACUACAACAUUGGCAAACAUUUGCGUCGCAUGUUGGCCAAUAUGAAACAUAUCGAAAUAAGCAGCCAGGUGGGAUCCUCCUUGACCAACUACAACCGAAUGAAGCUGCUCUGUGACUACUCCGAUAAAUUGGAUCACAUAUCCUCGUUGUAUUGUCGUCUCUACCGACUCACCAAGGACUUUGUGUGCCUCUUUCAAUGGAACAUUCUAUACUAUCUCUACUACAAUUUCAUGGUCAUCUUUCUGCUGCUCAACCACUGCAUCUGGCAUUAUAUUCAGGAUGGCAGCAUACAUGUUGCUGAGAUCCUCUAUGUUUUUGUUAAAAUUAUCAAUUUGGCAUUUAUGAUAAUGUGCGCCAAUGACACUGUGGACAAAUCGGAAAUGGUCAACCAGCUAAAUUUGGAUGUGGUCUGUUCGGACAUUGAUGUUAGAUGGGAUACAAGUGUGGAAACCUUCCUGAGUCAACGAAAAGUGGAAAAUCUGGAAAUUAAGGUUUUCGGCUUCUUCACCCUCAACAAUGAGUUCAUCCUAAUGAUGUUAUCUGCAAUUAUUACGUACUUAUUCUUUAUCAUACAAUUUGGCAUGAGCGGUGGUUUUGUUAACACGAAUUCAUCUUACCAUGAAAUUGACGAUAAUAUUCCAGCAAUGCAACAACAGCGACAGCAAGAUAGACAGCCAUCAUCCACAAUUAUCAGUGACAACUUGCUUCACUUGCAUCAGCCACUGACAUCUGGGAUGCGUUCCAUAGCCAUGCGUGUUACGGAGAGCAAUUACAGAAAUAUUCCACAAAUUCAAAAUUAA